GCGCUACCCCCGUUCCCGGGAUGGGAAGGUAGCGGCGGUGCGGGCUCGUCGGGGAGCGCGGCGGCGGCGGCCGAGCGGGGCCCCAUGUUCUCCCCCGGCCCGGAGGAGCCCUGCGCCCCCGGCAAGGAGCCGGCCAAGUACGGGGAGCUGGUGGUGCUGGGGUACAAUGGUGCUUUACCUAAUGGAGACAGAGGACGGAGGAAAAGCCGGUUUGCUCUCUAUAAGCGUCCCAAGGCAAAUGGUGUCAAGCCCAGCACAGUCCAUGUGAUAUCUACACCCCAGGCGUCGAAGGCUAUCAGCUGCAAAGGCCAGCACAGCAUCUCCUACACUUUGUCAAGAAACCAGACUGUGGUGGUGGAGUACACACAUGACAAAGACACGGACAUGUUUCAGGUGGGCAGGUCCACCGAAAGCCCCAUUGACUUCGUGGUCACAGACACCAUUUCCGGCAGCCAGAACAGCGACGAAGCCCAGAUCACGCAGAGCACCAUCUCCAGGUUCGCCUGCAGGAUCGUGUGUGAUAGGAGCGAGCCCUACACGGCACGGAUAUUCGCCGCUGGCUUUGACUCUUCCAAAAACAUCUUCCUUGGAGAAAAGGCAGCAAAAUGGAAAAACCCCGACGGCCACAUGGACGGGCUGACCACCAACGGUGUCCUGGUGAUGCACCCGCGAGGUGGCUUCACCGAGGAGUCACAGCCUGGGCUGUGGCGCGAGAUCUCGGUCUGUGGGGAUGUGUACACGCUGAGGGAGACCAGGUCGGCACAGCAGAGGGGCAAGCUGGUGGAAAGUGAGACCAACGUGCUGCAGGAUGGCUCCCUCAUCGACCUGUGUGGGGCCACACUCCUCUGGAGAACGGCGGACGGCCUUUUCCACGCUCCCACGCAAAAGCACAUCGAAGCUCUGCGGCAGGAAAUCAAUGCUGCCCGCCCUCAGUGUCCUGUGGGUCUCAACACCCUGGCGUUCCCCAGCAUCAGCAGGAAGGAGGUGGUGGAGGAGAAGCAGCCCUGGGCAUAUCUCAGCUGUGGCCACGUGCAUGGGUACCACAACUGGGGCCACCGGAGCGACACGGAGGCCAAUGAGAGGGAGUGUCCCAUGUGCAGGACUGUGGGCCCUUAUGUGCCUCUCUGGCUGGGCUGCGAGGCAGGAUUUUACGUAGAUGCGGGACCCCCGACUCACGCUUUCACCCCCUGUGGACACGUGUGCUCUGAGAAGUCUGCAAAAUACUGGUCUCAGAUCCCACUGCCCCAUGGGACCCACGCAUUCCACGCUGCCUGCCCUUUCUGUGCCACGCAGCUGGUCGGGGAGCAGAACUGCAUCAGAUUGAUUUUCCAAGCUCCGGUUGACUGAUGCCCUUCACAGCCAUCCCCGGGCACUGUCAACAGUUACUGUGAAGAUUUCACCACUAACCCUAGACCCAACUUUUUGUAAUGCUGUUCACAGAGAGAAAGGGCGGACUGGGAAGCAAGGAGAUCCAGCAGCAGUGCCACACAUACCAGCAGUGUGUUGCAUGUUCCAGACGGUGCGGUCCCCGUUGGCAUCCACUUGGUUAAACCAUAGUCUCUGUUUGAUCAUUGGUGGUCAGCUGCCCUGCUAUUGUUUUUAACCUUGGUUUUUUAACAAUGUUUUAUUCCCUUUGUAAACUCAGACAAAAUUUUAAAUCCUAUUUUGCAAGUGUACAAGAAAUGUAUUCACACGUUGUUGUCUCGUAGCUUGCAGCCGCGGUGCCACAUGUCCAGGUGUCACAUGUCCAGGUGUCACCUGAAGACAUACAGUAUCUGUGCCCAUGGGCGGUGCCUGGAAUCCAUCCGGCCCAGGGGCAGACGUAGUAGAUGGGCAAGAGACCUUCGAUGCAGGGGCUUGUUCUGAAAUGUGGGCCUCUUUUCUGGUUUAUUUUACCGAUGUUUUAGGGGAGAGAAUAUUCAUGUAUGAUUGUGGGUUUUUUCUUACUUUAGUGGAAUUUGCUUAUACACUCAUACAUCAGAUACUUGGCAUUCCAAACAAGAGAAUUUUCUAUGAUGUUUUAGUCUGCGUUUUAUGUUUCUUCUUAAUAUAGUUUUUCCCGUCUUCAUCUUGCAUGGCCAGAACUGCUUGAUGGAGUGAACCCAGCAGCAAACCCAGAAGUUUGCUAGGCGGCAGACCUAUGUGGCCAUGCUGCGGCCUCGGGACUGUGACUCCAGCUUGGUCUGCACACUGAGUUGUUUAAGCUUUGAGAGAGAUUCACAUUGCACUUUUACUUUUUAAACCACUUGUUGGGGUUUCCUGAGAUUUUUUUUUUGUCGUCUUCUGUAAGUCAGAAUUCUGUGAGCCCAAAGGCAACAAACCAGAGUGAUGCUGUCAUUUUUGUUCACUCCCCACCAUGUGUCACCUUCACAGCUUCAGGAGGCCUCAGUUUUCAAAAUAUUUUCAAAUCCUACUAAAUUUAAAUGUUACCAUUAGAUAUCCCCAGCACCAAGUGAUUCAUCUGCAGUGACAAUUUUAAAUUCCUGACUUUGCGAGAGCAAAUGAGUGUUCACUGAGGAAUAAUUAAGUCAGAAUUUGAUAUGAGCUCCCCCAUCCUGCAUGAGCUGUCGGUGUCUUUUCGUCUUGGUGAAUAAUUCUGGGUGCUUGCUUUAUGUGCUCAGUACUGGGAGUGUCACUGUUCCCAAAAGUAGAGAAGCUGGCUGAGCUGAAAUAGGUCCCUGCACAUGGAGCAAGUGUUCAUUUGAACUAACAUCCUCUUCAAUGGAUUAGCGGAUUUGAAAUACGUUUUUUAACUUUUAUAAAUAUAUGUAAUUUAUAUGACUCUAAUAUACUAUAUUCAUACUUGAAUUGGUUUUCCCAUAUUUUGCCUACUGGCAAGUAUUUGCCCAUUUUUAAUCAUUCUAACCUGUUUGAAUACUCUUUUUCUUAAAGUGAUAAGAUAUAUAUCUCUUAAUUGCUGCUGCUUAAUUUAACUUAAUAUUUUAAAAGUUCAGCCUGUCAGUUUUAAAAUAGCUUUAUUUUUCAAUGGAGAUCAUUGUUUAGGAUGGGGUAUUUUUGUUGGGGUAAUUUGUAAAUUAUGUGAAAAUCCAACAAUAGUCCUCUUACUGAUAGCUUCCUCUAUUCUAUGUAGCUUACUUGCAGACACAAGAGAUAAGAAAAAAUGGAAUUGCCUACAAUGAUGUAGUGAAUGCUGCCUGGCUUAUUCAGAGUCUCCAGUAAUUAGGUAUCCCUGAGAGAGUGAGUCUCACACUUGUAAUCUUUGGGCUCCGAGAAAGAUGAAGUAGGCCCUUGUUUCUUUGUCUUGCUGUAUGACUAGAGGUCACCUGGGGAUUCUUGAUACCCUCGAUCAUCUUGUAAGGUACAUGGCUUUGCACCCAGAAAGGCUGCAUUUCACCUACCAAAAAAAGAAAAGGGAAGUUUCUUUCUGGGGAGUUACGCUCUGAUAUCAUGUUCCCGUGUUCAUAAAUAUGUCCAUCUGGUAAUUAUCCGGGCACCAUGUGUCCCAAAAUAAGGUUACUUUUGACCUUGAAAAGUUUCUGGCUUGUAGUAAACUCAGAUAGCUUAAGUGCAAGCUGAGAUUUGGCCAGUAAAUUCUUGGUAAGAGGGCCAACCUCUGUCAGCUUCAUGUCUUCUCCUUGGGCUUCCCAGUGUGGUCCCUUCCCGCCCUGCCCGGGGGCCCACACAGAGGUCCAGCAGCUAUAGAAAGGAAGCCAGGCUCACUCACUCGGUACUCCGAGAACUUAGAUACCCUCAUAAUUUUGACUGAUGAAAUUUGUUUUCAGACUUGAAAGCAGUUUGGUUUGUGAGGAAAAAAAGCUCUAGCUCACCAAAGUAGAAUGACACAGUAGAAGAAAAAUAGCCUCUCCAGGGUCCCUUCUGCUUUGCAUCUGCCUCAGCAUCAUGUCGAAGGACCAGAGUGCCACCCCUGACAGGCACUCAGAGUCGCAGGCCCGCUGUGCCCGGUCACAGCCUGACCAAGAUGCCUUUUUUGACUAGGUUUCCAGAAGUAAAGCCCCAGUCAUGUAUUCCCAUGGAUAAUUUCAUUCAGUUGUUUAUGUCAGUUUACUACAAACAAAAAAAAAAAGAUUCAGAGUGGAUGGUGUACAACUCUGAGUAUUUUUCUAGUCUGGAAUUUUUUAUUAAUAAUUGGUGCUGCCGGGUCAUGCAUGCUGCAACCCUCAACAUUUCCCUUAUUUGGCUCAGCUUUUUGCAGAAAGGGCUACAGUUCACACGGCAGAGUAAGUAUUAAGCUUUCUGGGUUUUUUUCUCCCCCGACUGUGGCCCAAGAGAAUUAAAAUCUUUUAAUAUAAAUAACAUAUUUAUCAUUCCUCAGUAGUUAAUUGUAGAGUUUGGUACCUUUGUGCCUCAGGGAAGCCACGUGAUAUAACUGGUUUUAGAAAUUCAGGGUUAGGGUUUAAAGAAAGGAGAAAGCCAUUGGAAAAAUGACGGGCUCCAGUACAAAGACGAAUGAAUCUGGAUGCAGAAAUGUGCCAGGAACUGGCAUAGACAUGAUUGUAGUAGAAUUUAUUUUCCAGUACCAGUGGGGAAAUCAUUUUAAGUUAUUACAUGUACUGUAUUAGGAAAGUUGAGGAGCACUCUUUUUCAUAAAGCUUCAAUGCCUUUUACUUUUACUUACACAGAAAAAUGCAAACCUCUUGUUAUCUUGGAGCUCAGUAUUGUUAUUUGGGCACUUUUAAGAGUUUGGGAGCUCAUUUUAUACUUAAUUUAAAGGUACUAUGGGCUAUAGAAUUGUUGCCUGUGGUCCUGAUUUUGCUUAACUUCUUUUGUAAAGCCGUUCUGUUCUUCGGAUGUGCAGAGAGGUGUGUGGCCACACCGGUGUGAGUGCUGAAUAGAAACUUGCAGUCUUCCUGUGAGCUUGCCUCCUAAUGGAACUUCUCACAGACAAAGUGAGGAACCUCGACUCAAGCCAGACGCCAGAGGCCGCUCUGUCCACUUGGCUCCACCCAGGUCCCCAUAGUGAGCCUCCACAGUGCUAAAGCUCCUCACAGUGCAGGACAGAGAGCGCCACUCACUUGUCUUUUCUUUAUGACACAAAGACAAAGGUGACAACUUCAGGAUCUUUUUAAAACAAUGUAAGCAUUACUGAAGCAGUCAAACAAAGAGGGUUGAGUAUUUUCUUUUUACUAAGACAUAUCUUCUCAAAUGAGUUCUUCACCCUCAUGAAGAAUCCCUAGAGAAUGGGGAAAAACAAAUAUUUUUCCAGUUCUAUUUAACUGUUUCUUAGUAUGUUUCUAAACAAACAAAAAUAAACUCAAUGAAAGGGAAGUUUGUUUGUUUUUUUCAGCUGGAAUGAAAGCUCUCUUCUCUGUAUUAAAUAAUCUAGAAUUGAAAGGGUUGGUCAUAUUUACCACGUAGAGUGUUAUGAGCAGUUAAAUUUUAUGGAUAUAUUUGUAAAAUUGUUCUUUUAUAUUUCAUGUUAAAUUGAAAAGUUUAUUUCUUCACUAUUGUACCUGUGGAAAUACAAGCCAUUUUACAGGAAAAAUCUUCAAAACCUAUUAAACGGAUCUCACUAUGUUUGUGAGCUGUCUUUA
Molecule: messenger RNA, 5513 nt
Organism: Heterocephalus glaber (naked mole-rat)
Lineage: Eukaryota; Metazoa; Chordata; Mammalia; Rodentia; Bathyergidae
Gene: Peli2
Product: pellino E3 ubiquitin protein ligase family member 2
Biological process (GO): protein polyubiquitination; regulation of Toll signaling pathway
Molecular function (GO): protein binding; ubiquitin protein ligase activity
Source: RefSeq, a predicted model, not a curated record